Molecule: messenger RNA, 657 nt
Organism: Parascedosporium putredinis
Lineage: Eukaryota; Fungi; Ascomycota; Sordariomycetes; Microascales; Microascaceae
Source: the annotation of a GenBank genome assembly
AUGCGUCUCUCCCUUCUUCACGCCCGCUCCUUCUCCAGCCGGCCAGGCAGUUCGCCUCGGCUCAAGGCGGCUCUCUCUCUCGACCAUCUGCUUCCUCUUGACCAGUUCAUACAACGUGGGCGCGUCUUGUCGCUCUAUCGCACCAUCCUGCGCGACACCCGGCGCAUCCCAGACAAACGGACCCGAAAGGAGACGGUGGGCUUCGCGAGGGCGGAAUUCGAGAGUCACAAGAAUGUGACGGACCUACAACGCCAAAAACUCACCUUGCAGUGCUCGCAUCGCUUCUUCACCGAGCUAUGCACCUUCAUACCCCGAACCUGCUCAAACACGCCCACGCUCACGGCCGCCGGCUUCACCGACGCCAAGGAGGCGGGCAUCAUCGCCCUCUGCGCGAGACCAAACGCCUGGCGAGGCGCCGCCAUCGUCGCCCUCGUCGCCGCGAGGGAGAGGGCGCCAAACGUUCGGAUGAGGGAGGAGCUCAUGUUUUUGGGGGUUUUUCGUCGCAAAGCAAAAGGUUCGAGAGGCGUACAGGAGGUCGCGGUGAUUUCGUUUUGGGCGUUUUCUCGAAUCUUCCGGAUGGAGAGGGAGGGCGGAAAUGGUGGAAAAUCGCGCGGCCGUACGGGUGCCUCGUGGGUGAAUGUCGUCUUCGUGAGGUGA